AACGUCAUUGUUUUGGCGGGUAAAAUACUGGUAAGACACAACAAAGCCUUCAUCAGUCUUCGUAUUCGAAGAAUUUCCAGAAAUUUGCAGAUAAAAAAAAUCAUUUUAAGAAAAGUGAAGUGUGAAUUUGUCUGAAUAUUGACGAACUAAAAUGGCCAGCAGAAAUUACGAUCAAGACCGAGAUUCAAUCAAAAUUUUCCUCAACGAGUUUUGUCAUGAGACUGACGAGGGACGGAAAGUGUUCAAGUAUGCUGCACAAUUGACUAAUUUAGCCCAUCGCGAGCAGACCGCUUUGACCAUCGAAUUGGAUGACCUGAACGAGUUCAACGACAAUCUCGUUGAAGCCGUAGUACAAAAUACUCGGCGUUAUGCGAAACUAUUUUCCGAUGUUGUGUCGGAGAUUCUGCCAACAUACAAGGAGCGUACAAUUGUUGCCAAAGACUCAUUGGAUGUUUACAUUGAACAUCGACUGUUGAUGGAAUCUCGUUUGCACAAUGAUGCCGAAACUAGAAAUCCGAACAAUCAGUUUCCCAACGAAUUGAUGAAGAGAUUUGAAAUUUACUUCAAAGCCCUGUCGCUGGACAAACCCAUCGCUAUACGGGAAGUGAAAGCUUCCAAUAUCGGCAAAUUGGUGACGGUUCGUGGCAUCGUUACCCGUUCCACGGAAGUGAAACCAAUGAUUGUGGUAGCCACAUACACAUGCGAUCGUUGCGGCGCCGAGACUUAUCAACCAGUAAAUUCACUGAGUUUCAUGCCAGUUGCUGACUGUCCUUCUGAAGACUGUCGGGUGAAUAAGGCCGGCGGUAGAUUGCAUUUGCAAACGCGAGGCUCGAAAUUCGUUAAGUUCCAGGAAGUGAAAAUUCAAGAGCACAGCGAUCAAGUGCCAGUUGGUCACAUUCCACGUUCAUUAAAUGUUUUCUGUCGCGGAGAAGUAACACGUCAAGCUCAACCAGGUGAUCAUGUUCUAAUCACCGGUGUAUUUCUACCGUUGGCUCGCACUGGCUUCCGUCAAAUGGUUUCGGGUCUGCUGAGUGAAACGUUUUUGGAAGCCCACCGAAUCACCUGCUUGAACAAGUCUAACGAUGAAGAGAUACAUGGCGAACUAACGCAAAACGAGUUAGCUGAACUGGCAAAAGAAGAUUUCUACUCGCGCCUGGCUGGAAGUAUUGCUCCCGAAAUCUAUGGGCAUUUGGAUAUCAAAAAGGCUCUGCUCUUACUCUUGGUGGGUGGUGUCGACAAGCGUCCCGAUGGCAUGAAAAUACGCGGAAACAUAAAUAUUUGCUUGAUGGGAGAUCCAGGUGUUGCCAAGUCCCAAUUGCUUGGCUAUAUUAGCCGUUUAGCAGCACGCAGUCAAUAUACGACCGGUCGAGGUUCAUCCGGCGUUGGUUUAACUGCUUCGGUUAUGAAAGAUCCACUAACUGGUGAAAUGGCUCUGGAGGGUGGUGCACUGGUUUUAGCUGAUCAAGGUGUUUGCUGCAUCGAUGAAUUUGAUAAAAUGGCUGACACUGAUCGAACCGCUAUUCACGAAGUCAUGGAACAACAAACCAUCUCGAUUGCAAAGGCUGGUAUCAUGACUACGCUAAAUGCACGCGUUUCAAUAUUAGCUGCAGCCAAUCCAGCAUACGGCCGUUACAAUCCUCGACGAACUAUCGAACAAAAUAUUCAACUACCAGCCGCGCUACUAUCUCGUUUCGAUUUGUUGUGGUUGAUACAGGACAAACCAGAUCGGGACAAUGAUACUCGUUUGGCCAAGCAUAUUACGUACGUGCACAGCCAUGGCAAACAGCCGCCGACUAAAGUCGAAGCAAUGGACAUGAAUUUGAUGCGAAAAUAUAUUGCAUUGUGUAAACGCAAAGAGCCAACGAUUUCAGCCGAUCUCAGCGACUACAUUGUUGGUGCAUAUGUGGAAUUGCGACGUGAAGCCAGGAAUAACAAGGACAUGACAUUCACCUCGGCCAGAAAUUUACUGGGAAUUCUGCGAUUGUCGACUGCCUUGGCUCGAAUGAGAUUAUCAGAUUUGGUUGACAAGAAUGAUGUAGCCGAAGCGCUGCGUCUGUUGGAAAUGUCGAAAGAUUCACUGAAUCAGGUUGACAAUCAGAAAAUUACUCAUGUCGCCAAUACAUCGGAUAAGAUAUUCACCUUGAUUCGGGAUCUGGCCGGCGAUGCAAAAACCGUUAGCUUCACUGAUGUUUACAACCGUUGUACGAGUAAAGGAUACAAACGUGAUCAGAUCGAUACUUGUGUGGAUGAGUAUGAAGAGCUCAAUGUUUGGCAAGUGAACAACAAUCGAACAAAACUUACGUUUGUCUAGUAUAGUUCGUACCUAAAUAGUGUUCUUGAGUGUUUUUUUUUAUUUAACUGUGUAAGCAUAAAACUAAAUUGUAUCGAAGGAUUGAAAGACUUUGAGAUCAACUUACAAUUUUUGACCUUAAAUUUUAGAAACAUUUUGUCUCCCGAAUCGGGUCUAUUAAGUUUAGUUUUACGAUGUUUGUUGUCAUGCCGAUUUAAUUUCUUUUCAAUAAAA
Bradysia coprophila is the source of this 2524-nucleotide messenger RNA. It is a transcript of the gene Mcm7, whose product is annotated as minichromosome maintenance 7. Lineage: Eukaryota; Metazoa; Arthropoda; Insecta; Diptera; Sciaridae. Gene Ontology annotation, biological process: double-strand break repair via break-induced replication; DNA strand elongation involved in DNA replication; DNA replication. Gene Ontology annotation, molecular function: single-stranded DNA binding; single-stranded DNA helicase activity; ATP binding. The record is from RefSeq and is a predicted model, not a curated record. Gene Ontology annotation, cellular component: MCM complex; nucleus.